Molecule: messenger RNA, 990 nt
Organism: Echinococcus granulosus
Lineage: Eukaryota; Metazoa; Platyhelminthes; Cestoda; Cyclophyllidea; Taeniidae
Product: Adenylate kinase 2
Exons: 6
Coding region: 1-990 (329 amino acids)
Biological process (GO): nucleobase-containing compound metabolic process
Cellular component (GO): mitochondrion; cytoplasm
Molecular function (GO): ATP binding; AMP kinase activity
Source: RefSeq, a predicted model, not a curated record
AUGGGUAUUUUGAGCCUUCUUGGAUUUGGUCAUAACAUUGAGGAGAAAGGUGCAUCCAAAACCAACCUUAUACUCAUUGGUCCACCGGGUUGUGGGAAGGGCACUCAAGCGUCCCGUCUGAUGAAAAAAUAUGAAGUGUGUCAUUUGUCAACUGGUGAUAUGCUUAGAGCUAUCACGUCCUCGGGCUCAGAACUCGGAAAUAAGGUCAAAGGACUUAUGGAAGGGGGUCAACUGGUGCCUGAUGACAUUGUAUGUGAACUGAUCGAUCAGAAGUUGGACAGCCCCGAGUGCCGAAAGGGUUUCAUUCUUGACGGAUUUCCUAGGACGAUUCCCCAAGCUGAAAAGCUUAGCGAUUUAUUGCAUAAGAGGAAGGAGGAUCUUACGGCUGUUGUAGAACUUCGAGUUGCUGAUGAAUUGCUCAUAACUCGGAUUUGCGGUAGGCUUUUUCACUUGGCCAGUGGACGAUCCUAUCAUGAAACUUUCAACCCUCCAAAGGUUCCCAUGACUGAUGACAUCACUGGAGAAAGACUUGUUCGGCGAAGUGAUGACACCGAAGAGGUUCUUCGAAAGCGUCUUGAGAGUUACCACAACAUGACGUCUCGAUUGUUGGAAUUUUAUCAAAAAAGGAAUUUGCUUCUUACUCUCGAUGGCUCCCAAGGCAUGGAUGAAGUUUUCAGAGACAUCACAAAAGGCAUUGACAGGCAAAAAGAAAAGCACAGGGAGUCGCGCUGGUGGCAGCGGCGGGCGAACAUGAUCCUAGAGGGCAACUACGAUGACAUUUACCGCCGAACACGGAAUCUUGGCGUCACAGAAGAAGGACAUCCGCCCUGGAUAGACAAUCUGUGGAGACGCCUAAAACUGGUAUUAACUACCAAAGAGACACCAGACUUUGGCCAUUCGGAAAAGUCUAUUAUGGGCUGUCUACAGUGCCAAUAUGAAGUUGAUAAUCAAGUGACCAAGCAGUACCUCCUCCAAGUCUCUACCGACUGA